AUACUUGCAGGCUUCUUAUCCUAAUUUAGCAUGCUGCUGACGGUAUUUUGGUCAUUUGAAAAGAAAAAGAAAAAUGAUAAAUAAGCAGAAGCGCAGCAGAGAGUACAGAGAGAAUCUUUGAAGAGAGUGAGAAGAGAAACUUAAGACAUGCCUCUGUGAGAAAUCUCGUAAAGCACAAACAUUCCAAGCUGGUAAAGUUAAAGCAAAAAAGAAAACAUAAACCAUCUUCCUUGGACCAUUUUUUCUCUACAGAUGAAAUUUCUACUCAAAUAGAGAGAGAGAGAGAGAGGCAUUCAUCAUUUCAUCUUCGUUCUUGGUUCCCUUGAUACUUAUCAGCUUAGCUCAUUAAAUCAUUAGUGGAGCUUCAUGUGCAAAAAAUAAGAAAUGGGUUUUCAAUCAUGAUUCAGAAGUUUCAUUUUGAAGCAAGUAAGUAAUUUUUUUCUGAGUGGUAUUUAAAAGAUCCAUUUGCACUGUUGUGUAGUGUUUCAAAGUCUGGGUUUGUUAGAGUUUCUGAUUCAUUUGGGGAUUUUCUUCUGUAAAACCCAAUUUUUAAGUGAAGACUGAAGGAAAAUUAGAGAUAAUCAUGUGUUUGAUGGUGUUACUAUACAUUAGUUUGAUCAAGAAACACUAAAAUGAAUCACCCUUUUGGUUUCACUGUUUGAGUAUUUGGUUUCUAGUUCAGUUAUAGAUCUAUUUCCCAGGUGUUAAGAAUUUUUGAAGUCAUUUUAUAGAUUGAAGUAAGAUUUUUCUUCUUGAUUGCUUUGAAAUUUGGUUUGAUACUUCAUCAAAUUAGAUAAUGGCUGAAUUUAGAGUUCCAAAGGUGGAGCAAGGACACACUAAGAUCAGAAGUGUUCCUAUUGCUGUAACCCCAGAAGGGUUUUGGUGUUGUCCAUCUCCUGUUAUAUUUCAAAAGACCCUCAAAUCUCAUAAUCUUCAAAACAAACCCAAACCUCCAGCAUCACCACAGAAUACUUCUACUCAGAAGAAGCAAAGCCCACAAAACGAUAAGAGAACAGCUCCAACGCCGUCUAGAGCAAGGGUUCUUUCCGACGAUCAAAAAGCUUUAAGCUCUGAUGCUGUCAGUCUGAAUACAACAACUAUGGUAGUUGAGAGACCUGCGAAACCCAACAAUGAUAAUUCACGGCGAAAAGUUGCUAUUGAGUUUGGUGAUCCUGGAACAAGUGAUUUGAAGGUUGUUUUGUUUGGGAAGCAGGGAUUUUCUGUAAAGAUGAGUGUACAUAGGAGUGUGCUAGUGGAAAAUAGCAGUUUCUUUGCAGAACAACUCUCGCAGAACCAGUCUCCUUUAUCUUGUCUUGAAAUUGGUGAUUGUGAUGAUGUUGAGAUUUAUGUAGAGACUGUUGGAUUGAUGUAUUGCAAAGAAAUGAAGCAGCGCCUGAUCAAGCAAAAUGUUGCGCGAGUAUUACGCCUCCUCAAGGUUGCUGAAUUGCUUGGUUUCCAGACAUGCAUACAUUCAUGUUUAGAGUAUUUGGAGGCUGUCCCCUGGGUUGGAGAAGAGGAAGAAGAAAAAGUGGUUUCUUCAGUCAGACAUCUCAAAAGUGAUAAUUUGAGAGUGAAUCCAGUGUUAAAGCGAGUAGCCUCGGAUGCAUCACGUCCCCCUAACGACACACUUACCCACAUAAUGGAGCUGGUUCUUAAGAGCAAUGAAGAGAAAGGUCGACGUGAGAUGAAAACCUUAGUGUUGAGACUUCUAAGAGAAAACAACAAUCUUCUUAGUGAUGUGAAUUCCGCAGAAAUAUGCAGUAAAAAUAUAUACAACUCAUGUCAAAGCUGCUUAAAUUCACUGUUGAAUCUAUUUAAGCAAGCUGCAGAACCAGGAUUUGUUGAUACAUCCAUGGAAAGCAAAGGUCCAGUGGCGAAGCAAAUAUCUCUAGAAGCUGAUAACCUUCUAUGGUUGCUUGACAUUUUGGCUGAUAGGCAAGCGGCAGAAGAGUUUGCACUGAUGUGGGCUACCCAAGUAGAACUGGCAACCCUUCAUUCAAAGUUACCAACAGUAUCUCGCCAUCUCAUUAGUUGCAUAACAGCGCGACUGUUUGUUGGUAUAGGAAAAGGGGAACUGCUUCCAUCAAAGGACACACGGCAGCUAUUGUUACAGACAUGGUUUCAGCCAUUGAUCGAUGACUACUUUUGGUUACAAUAUAGCUGUAGAUCAUUUGACCGAAAAGUGGUGGAAGAAGGUAUUGGGAGGACAAUACUAACACUUCCGCUAGAAGAUCAACAAAGUAUUUUGAUGGCAUGGUUAGGAUGUUUCUUGAAGGCCGGUGAUAACUGUCCGAAUCUUCAAAAAGCCUUUGAAGUCUGGUGGAGAAGAACUUUCCUAAGGUCUUAUGUGGAACAGCAUGAAGAAGAUCUACUGCAGGUAGGUGAGGCUUCGUCGACUACGCCAUCAACUUAGCAAACUUGUAGGACAUGAACUCAUUACACAUCAGUAACGAGUCUACUGACAGUAGCGACGGUAGCCAUUGAUAAUGUUGUAAAAGUUCAUUCUUAUAUCAGUGAUUAAGAGUUUGCUUGGGAGAUCCAAAUUUGUGAAAAACAAAGAGAGAGUGAGUUUGUAACAGUUUUUCCAAGUAGUUUCUUUGAAUGUAAAACAACAGAACUGCUUGGAUAUAUAUGUAUUGUGUAAUUGUGUGGACUGAUGGUGUGGGAUUUCGUUGCAUCGUCUGUCAUUACUGUCAUGAUAGCUCAUAUUGCAGGCUGGUUACAAAGCUA
Papaver somniferum (opium poppy) is the source of this 2730-nucleotide messenger RNA. RefSeq names its product BTB/POZ domain-containing protein At3g50780-like. Bases 797 to 2413 code for a protein of 538 amino acids. NCBI's taxonomy places the organism in Eukaryota, Viridiplantae, Streptophyta, Magnoliopsida, Ranunculales, Papaveraceae. The record is from RefSeq and is a predicted model, not a curated record. Gene Ontology annotation, molecular function: protein binding. The transcript is spliced from 2 exons.